This is a messenger RNA of Fundulus heteroclitus (mummichog), 4905 nucleotides long. RefSeq names its product transmembrane protein 248 (gene tmem248). Bases 326 to 1351 code for a protein of 341 amino acids. The record is from RefSeq and is a predicted model, not a curated record. The transcript is spliced from 7 exons. Lineage: Eukaryota; Metazoa; Chordata; Actinopteri; Cyprinodontiformes; Fundulidae.
CGCUACGCAGCACUGUGCGAGCACGCGCAGAUCAGAUGUCGGCAGGAAGAUGUUGACGUUGUUUCAACCCUGACGCUGGAUAUCCGUUUCUCCGAAGAGCUGCGGGAAUAUUAAAGGCAAAUAAUGGGAAGGAGUACAUGCGUUGUCUCGUAUGCUGAAAGCUCGGAGCGCAGACUUUUCCUUCUCGGCGGUAAAUCCAGAGGCGACUAGCUGCGUUGCAGCAAGCUAGCUAGCUAGCUAGCGACAUCGCAGCCCCCUUUCUUGUGGCCCUCGGCGCUCCCUCCCAGCUGCACCUAGCAUCCCGUCGCUUGCACAACCAGGAAAAAUGGUUUACCUGUUAAAUCCCAUAGAGAACCUAAGAGGCUACAUCAACAACCGUCCACCUCUGGUCAUUUUCAUGAUCAGCGUCAGCGCCGUGGCCAUCGCCUUCCUCACCAUCGGUUAUUUCUUUAAGAUCAAGGAGAUAAAGUCUCCAGAACUGACGGAGGACUGGAACACGUUUCUGCUGCGCUUCAACGACCUGGAUCUCUGCGUGUCGGAGAACGAGACGAUAAAGCACGGCCUGAACGAGUCGACUACUCCAGAGAGCUUGGUGGUGACCAGCGGUCAGGCGCGCUCCAGCACCCAGCCGCCGCUGCUGCUGGAGGACUCGGGUCCCAUUAACAUCUCCGUCUCCAUCACCCUCACGCUGGACCCCCAGCGCCCGUUCGGAGGCUAUUCUCGCAAUAUCACCCACCUGUACGCCACAGUGCUGGGGCAGCAGGUCGGCCUGUCAGGCCGCGAAGCCCACGAAGAAGUCAACAUCACGUUCACGCUGCCGGCGUCCUGGAACUCGGACGACUGCGUGCUGCACGGCCACUGCGAGCAGGUGGUGUUCAGCACGUGCAUGACCAUCACGGCAGCCAGCAAUAUCUUCCCGGUCACAGUGCAGCCGCCCCACUGCAUGCCAGAGACGUACACCAACGCAACGUCUUGGUACAAGGUGUUCACCACCGUCCGCGACUCGGACACCAAGUACAGUCAGGACUACAACCCCUUCUGGUGUUACAAAGGAGCCAUUGGCAAAGUGUAUCACGCUCUUAACCCCAAGCUCACCGUCAUCGUUCCAGACGACGACCGCUCCCUCAUCAACCUCCACCUGAUGCACACUAGCUACUUCCUGUUUGUCAUGGUCAUCACUAUGUUCUGCUAUGCAGUCAUAAAGGGGCGGCCUGGCAAAGUGCGACAGCCCAACCCCGACUUCUGUCCUGAGAAGGUACAACAGACACCAGCAGUGCUUUAUGACCUCAACAGGUGGCGCUGUCAGAGGGUUAAAAAGACGCCGGAGAGCUCUGCCAAAAGUUACCUGUAACAUGGACUCAGAGACACAGAAGGAAUAAAAAAAAUAAAAAAAAAUACACAUCCCAGUUGCCUAGUGAUCCCUGGAAAUACAAUAAGGGGCACAAUCGCUCUGUGAAUGCAUUACUCUCGCAAUGUUGGGUUCCUCCAACCAAAGAUAUACAAGUGCCUGUAUCUGUGGUGUAAAUAUUUGUUGGAUAUUCUGUGCAAAAACCUCUUUCUUGUUUUUUUUUUUUUUUGUUUGGGACUGUUUAGCGCCCCCCCCCCCCCCCACUGAGCCCUUUCUGGGUCCACAUGUGCAAUGCCAGGACUACUAGAUAAACAGAUAAUAACUCUACAGUCUCAUCUUUAAACAGAUUUCUGAGGCAUGUUGGGUCAUUUUAGUUUAUAAUUGAUGACGAUGUUGGGGUGUAUGUUGAAAUGGCCGUCUUUCCUGAAAAACAGGCGCAAAACACAACCAAAUCUGGUCAAAAACUUAAUUCAUCCAGUUGAUUUAAAGUACAAUUUUAUUUUUUUUUCCUGGAAAACUUCCUCAUUUUCUGUCUUAAGUGUGGAGGACAUUGCACCGUGUCCGUUAGUAUAGAUAAAAUAUCUGCAGUAGGGAGUCCAGUCCUCUCCGGUUGAGCUUUGCUGCGUUUUAAAAGCAGCUGAAUAAGCUGUAAAACUUCUCUGUGUGGUUUGUGUUGCCAUGAGCAGUUUUCACCCUGAAGACAUCUCUUGUCUUUUGUUUUUCCUUCGUCAGUGUCUUUCAUCACCCAUCAAUAUUUUAACUAGCAUCUUCCCAGCCGCAACUGGAAUACAAUAAAUAAAAAAAAAAUAAAACAACGCAAUAACAUCUUGCCUUACCAGAGGUGGACCGGCUAAAUCAGAGGAGACCUCGUUAUCUGGCCCGUCCGCCUUCGUACCUUCACAACCAAAAUGUUUCUUUGGUUCGCUCUUCCACAAUUUUAGGCCUGCUGUUGCUUUUUUUGGUUGUUUUGUUUUUUAUUUAAAGCUCCAGUGUGUUGUGUGUAUAUAGUGACCCCCGGUGGCACAAUUGAGAAACUGCAACCAAACCAGCACCCCAGAAACUACGUUAUCAUGGAGAGAAGGCAGAUUAUUAGAAAUACCGUAAUUAUUCCUGCAUAAUAAAAGCAAUACAUUUUUUUUUCACUUUUAUCUAAAUAUUCACCCAUUUCUUUAUUUUUUUUCUCACCCCAUGAUGUCACACACUGGAACUUUGACUCAACAUUCAAAUCAUCUUUGGAUUUUAGCAUUUUCUGAGAAACCCGAUGGUGCAAUUUCACAUCGGUUGCACAUCUAUGUUGAGUGCGCCUUCAUAUUUCUGGCACAUUUUGUCCCCCGCACACCUUUCAUAAGAUCACUCUGUCUGAAGUUGAACAACCUGGUUAGCAUCCGUGUAAAAAGGAAUAUAGUAACUUACUAGCUAGUUCUAAUAAAAGGUAAAACACAAAUAAAUGAACCGCUUGACUGCGUCCUUCCUAAAGAAGAAAAGGUGGAAUUACAUUUAUGUUGAGGACAAUUUAAAAAAAAAUAAAAAUAAGGAAACACUUGCCAGCACUCGCAGAUGCGUUUCUACAUAAGUGUUGCUGACCUGUUAAUUGCGACUGCUUCACUGCGUUUAAUAUACGUUCCACAUAUUUAUGAUUGAACACAAAUCUGUUAAAAUGUGCAAAAACCCACAUCUGUGUGAAUAAACGUGAGCAUGGGAGACGUGUAGAUAAAUAAAAGUGGCUGUAGAUGGACAUUCUCUGAAGUUCUCCUUCACAGAGACCGUUUGGUUUUAAAACUGGAAAGAUAAAAGCUGAUUCCUAUCCAGUGGGUUCGCUUCCUGUCUUUAGAGAAACAAAACAGGAUCAAAAUGUGUGACUCAUGCAGGAUUUUUGAUCCUGAUAUUUAUAAAACUGGGACUAUGUUGGGAUUUAGAGAGCAGAGGGAGAAACUGCGGCCGUCUUUGCAGCAGAAACACGGAUUCCUUGAACAAAAAAAGUCGUUGGACGUCACAUAAGAUAAGAAAAUUCUGAAAUCUUUCAAUUUAAACCAAUUUGAUCCACUUAUUUUUUUAAACACUUGCACAAUUUAUACAUCAAACUUGGGCCUUUCUGUUCGUUUUCACUCAACGUGUCUUUUGCUGCUGUUUUCUGUUAAAUACACCCAGACUGAGGAGUGUAAAUCACUCCCAUUAUGUUCCUUUUUUGUCCAAACUGGAACUGAAAGCUUUCCUUAACCCAUGGCAUCUCCGGCUUUAAACACUGCAGCGACGUAAUAAUUCCCACGCCGCUCAGAGUUUUGGAGCAGUUGCUGUUUUUCUAGGGGCUUAAAUUUCUUUUUGAUGAACUCAUUUAUCAAAAAUGCAUUGGCUGCAUCGGUAUCCUUCCUCUCACAUUUGUUGAUUUUCUUCUAUAACAGGAAAAUAAACUAACUUUAUUAUGAUCUCACCUCCAAACGGUCUCUAUGGAGGAGAAGCAGAGAAAUCUAAGGUCUACUGCGUCGCCGCUUACGUUUUAAGGUUUUGUUUCCCAGUAGCAGUUACUGGUAACUUUUGACUUACCUCUGUACUAUAAUUUUGUUUCAUAUUUAAUGUACCUGUUGAAUGUACUUUUUAUAAGCAGCAUAAUCUAAAUCUGAGAUGCAACAAUUCCAAGUGAGUUUAAACUAUAUUUGUUUUUUUGUUUUUUUCCAGUUUGAAAGGCUUUACUUGAAUCCUGUUUUUGUUUGAGUGGUAUUUACAUGACAUUUAUGUUCUAAGAUGUGUCUUUUCUGUGGUAAAUUUAAUUUUCUUGUAUCAAAUGCUCUUGUUUUUUUUUGUUUUGUUUGUUUGUUGGUGAAUGGUUGAAAGCUGUUUUUGUUUUCUGAAUGAUACUGUUGUACAAGUCUUCCUGAUUCGGCUGUCGAUCAAUCUGUUAACUUUAUCAUCUUUAUUUGCUUUCACAGCUGAUUUAUCAGAUUUUUGCUUUGGAGUCUGGCAGCUCUUUUUUCUGUUUUUGUUUUUUUGGACAGGCAGAAACUUCGGGUGGCAUCUGGGUGAUAGUUGUUGCCAAACUGUCGUUUUUAUCAUCUUGCAGCCUGAGUUUUCCUGCUUCCUAUCCAUCCUUGAGUGAUUUCUAUCGAUAGAAUUGCCUCUGAAUUUUUCUGCAGAUUGCCUUAACGUUGCCCAGUUUUGCUUUUCUUUGCUACGCAUAUUGUAAAACGCACCGGCUUAAGAAACAAAUCAAGUGAUCACUUACAAGGUUUUCAAUGCAGUUUUAUUCCAUCGUAUCACGCUCCUUUUUAAGUUGAACCGUUUUGAACUGAUGGUUGCUUUAUAAACAACUUUGAAUGCAGUGCUGCCAUUACUCCGUCGUAUCCUCCCCGUCACGUUAGCAGCGCUUUUACGCAAGUAUUAAGCCAACUCUGUGCCUUCUGCACUGUCCAGCUGCAUCCUCCUCCCUGUACAUACACUAGGUCGGACCGUAGGUCUUCAUGUGGCUAAGGCGUCAUUCAAACCCCCCCCCCCCCUUUUUCUCUCUUCAGUGGAACUGCUGUAAAUGAAUUCAGAUUUAAAUAAAUAAAAUUGUCUCAAAGGUU